Triticum aestivum (bread wheat) is the source of this 790-nucleotide messenger RNA. Its product is annotated as auxin-induced protein 6B-like. The transcript has a single exon. Bases 301 to 714 code for a protein of 137 amino acids. The record is from RefSeq and is a predicted model, not a curated record. Lineage: Eukaryota; Viridiplantae; Streptophyta; Magnoliopsida; Poales; Poaceae. Gene Ontology annotation, biological process: response to auxin.
UCCAAACCAGCACCUCAUACUCUUCGUCGCCUUCGUGACUUUGGUUCACUCUCGGGAGAAACUAACCAUCACCUCAUACUCCGCCGAUGCCUCCUUCGUCGCCUCUUGCGCCCGUCCACAAAGAAGUAUGAACUACACCGGGAGCGCCCUCUCCCUCCUCGCGCCAAAAGCCACCAAGGACAUGUCCCGCCUGCACCAAGGCUACGACCGUGGCUAGCUCCAUAGCUACUACCCCCCGUAGUAGUAUACUGUUUCGAUCCAGUCCCGUUGUCGGUAGGUAGUUUUCCACAUCGAUCAGCCAUGAAGGAAGGGGGUCAGAAGAAGAACAUCCUGGCCAAGACGCUCCAGAAGUGCCGGUCGCUGGGCCACCGGAGGCAGCCGGCGGCCUACGGCGGUGGCGGCGCUGGCAGCAGCGCCAGUGCCCCGGCGUCGCCACGCGCGGCCGAUGGCAGGGUGGCGGCGUGGGCCGUGCCGGCGGGGUACUUCGCCGUGCUCGUGGGGCCAGGCAAGGAGCGGUUCGCGGUGCGCGCCAGGUGCGCAAACCACCCCCUGUUCCGCGCGCUGCUGGACGAGGCCGAGACGGAGUACGGCUUCGCCGGCUGCAUCGGCCCGCUCGAGCUGCCCUGCGCCGUCGAUGAUUUCAUGGAGGUGAUGUGGGAGAUGGAGCAGGGGGGCGGUGUCACAUCCCUAGCUUCUGGCAUUGCUCUAGGCUAGCUUCAUGUGUGCAUCAUGUCUAUAUUUUUGAAACUUGAAUUGAGGAAUAUUGGGAGCCUCAAAACCCUAAAUAAAA